AUGCUACACGAUGUCAAGAAUAGCAAUGUCUUGCCCUCAUUCUGGGCGACAAAGAACAAAGAUAUGGCCAGCUUCCUGGAAACAUCCCUGCGUAUCGAACGGACUGCCUUGUAUAUCAGGACUCGACUCUCAGCAGUAGCAUAUCACAAACCUCCAAACAACAACAACAAUCACUACCCCUUAUCACUCACAAAUCACGAAGAUAUCUCCGCUGGUUGGGAUCCAACCAUGACAAACUACACACUCAUCAAGUUCAGCUCUUUCAAGCUUACCACACUCAAUCACAACCGUCUAGGUCUAGUCCGCGAUACUUACGCCUGUAGGCAGCUGAUAAAGGUUCAAGCCUACGAAAGAGCCAAGAAAGCCUUGCAACUCAUCGAGCCUUCGACCAAAGAAUAUCUCGUCUGUCGUACAAUCAUCCGCCUCGCUGAACACUGCGUUUGUGAGAUACAUUCACGUCGUCCCAAAGCAGUCGAAUACAUUACAACAAGAUGGUUGGCAGACUACUCAGAGACCCUCAAGGAUAAUCAGGACAGAACAACAGCAAUUGCUCCGGGUAUCGGCAAGUCUCUGCGAAAUACUCAGCAGCUAGAAGAGACGAUCCAAGGCUUGAGACGCGAGAAGAAGGCUCUUGAGACCACAAUCGCAGAGCUCAAGCAAGAUAUUGACCUCCUCGGAAAGUGUUCAAAAAAGCAAGUUACAUUCUUGGCUGACAGAUUGACUCUAUCACGCGAGGAGUGCCGACAGUUGCAUAUCUCUGCGAGUGGGCUGGCAGAGAGACUGAGUGAGGCUGAGUACCGGGCUUAUCUGCAAGAACCAAACGCACAUCGUUAUUUCACCUGCCUCCAGGAGAGGGUCGACUACGCAGAACUUGUCUCUUUCAACGUCUCCGAGACCUCUCGAAAAGAACUUGAGCACGCAGGACAACACCUAGAAGAUUUGGAGUCCCUCUUGGAGCAGAGAGAUAUCGCUAUCGCUGUGCUCCGAGCCCAGCUCUCAAAGUACACCAGCGACAAAUCUCCAUCUCCGAACCUGACCACAGCCGAUCAGUUCCUGCUGCUUCCUGAGAGGAUGGACACGAAACCGAUUACUCCCGAACAAUCAGAUCCCGUCCAAAGGUACGAUACACCUCAACAGAACACGCAUGCUGUCUCGGAGUAA
Messenger RNA from Aureobasidium subglaciale EXF-2481, 1161 nucleotides. RefSeq lists its product as uncharacterized. The transcript has a single exon. The coding region runs from base 1 to 1161 and encodes 386 amino acids. Lineage: Eukaryota; Fungi; Ascomycota; Dothideomycetes; Dothideales; Saccotheciaceae. The record is from RefSeq and is a predicted model, not a curated record.